Molecule: messenger RNA, 2600 nt
Organism: Lycium ferocissimum
Lineage: Eukaryota; Viridiplantae; Streptophyta; Magnoliopsida; Solanales; Solanaceae
Product: E3 ubiquitin-protein ligase RGLG4
Exons: 7
Coding region: 272-1402 (376 amino acids)
Source: RefSeq, a predicted model, not a curated record
AGGAGCAUUUAUGACACUUUAAAGCAGAGCUGUUUCCUGGAAAAUAUGGUGGGGGUGUUUGGAAUCACUUUUCCUGACGACAAUUCUUAAAGCAUUUUAUGGUUGUACCAACCCAAUCCAAUGGCUUUCACUUUGUGGUAUCCAAAGAAUCAGAUACCUUCCUUUCUUUCCUCAUCUCCUUUAACCACUUAGAAGACCAAGACUUGUGAGUGGUAGUAACAUUUUAAAUGGCCUCCAAAAUUCACUAAAAUGAAGAAAAAUUUAACAUAAAAUGGGUAGCAUAUUCAGUUUUCCAUUUCGUAAACAGAGUAGUCGUAAUGAUAACUGCACUUCUACUUCUUCCAGGAGAACAAGAAAUCGAUCACUAUCUUCUUUGUCCUCCUAUGAGUCCUCUAUAAUUAAUGAUAAUUUUAGUUCUAGAACGGUGAGAGACUCGCCGGAUUCGGGCUCUGUUAAUGCGAAGAGAGCUUCAAGUAACAGCAAAAUGGAAGUGGACAAGAUGAAGCAGGAUAAGAAGAGCAAGUAUUACUAUAUUCCUGAUAAUUUCUCAUCCCUUGAUCAGGUUACUGUAGCCCUGAGAGAAUCAGGACUGGAGUCAUCAAAUUUAAUUAUUGGGAUAGAUUUCACGAAAAGUAACGAAUGGACAGGUAAAGUUUCCUUCAACAAUAGGAGCUUGCAUGCAAUAGGCGAUUCACAAAAUCCAUACGAGAAAGCCAUAUCUAUCAUUGGAAAGACGUUGUCUCCAUUUGAUGAAGAUAAUUUAAUUCCUUGUUUUGGGUUUGGUGAUGUGACCACGCAUGAUCAAGACGUGUUUAGCUUUCACAGUGAUCACUCUCCUUGCCAUGGCUUUGAAGAAGUCCUAGCUUGCUACAGGAAAAUAGUUCCAAAUCUGCAAUUAUCUGGACCAACAUCGUAUGGGCCAGUAGUAGAUGCUGCAGUAGAUAUAGUGGAGAGAACUGGUGGACAAUACCAUGUGUUGGUUAUCAUCGCUGAUGGACAGGUUACCCGGAGUGUCGAUACGAGUGACAUGGAACUCAGCCCACAAGAAGAAAAGACAAUUAAUUCUUUUGUUACUGCAAGAUCAGUCCGGUUGCCUUGGCUGUCAAAAUAUUCAGCUUUAUAUAAUAUAAGGUCUUAUAAAAAAAAAAAAUACAAUAUAAGGUUAUCAUGGACGUGGAUAAAUAGUUGGCGUUGCAUGUUCUGGAGCAAAGUAGUAUAUUUGAUCUUGGCAAAGAGACAUCGUAUAAGCACUGGUGGCAAAUUGUUUUGUGGACACUAUCCACAAAUGUUUUCUGAUAACUCAGAUUCUAACUUCAGCUUGUCACUAGUUUCAUCUCUAUGUUACCUCUGGUGCUCCAUUUCACCCAAUUGGCCAUGGCUGUGUAUUGGUCAUGGAGGUUAAUGCAACUUAAAAAUGUGCAAAAACAGGUUUUCUGUAGAGUAGAAAGGGUCACUGCCUUCUCGACUACGUGGUUCUACUUUUUCUCUUUGUGAUGUCGUAACAAAAUCUGUCCUGAUAGAUGAGUUAGUAUUAAGAUAUCUUCUACAUCUCUUAUUAACAGAAUUUCUUAUAUAUAAAAUUAAAAUGAUACAAUUUUAUUAUAUAAUUUUUCCCUUUAACACAAAAGUCAAAGUAUGAUCUCACAUGUUUAUCAAUGUAUAUUAGAGAACUCAUUUUUAAAAUUUUCUGUUAAAAAUGCUACCAAAUGAAGAAUUGUUCAUUCUUUCCCUUGAGUACUUGAAUGAAUUCAAUUCUCUCUCUACUGCUUUGAUCAGUUCUUUGUGAACAAUGUGGAUAUCAUUUGAAAAUGAGUAGUUCAGAUAGAAUUGGAUCUUUGUUUGUAAGGCCUAAUGCAUGAAAGGACCCGUUUGGCCAUGAGAAUUAUUCACUUUUUUUUCGCUUUUUUCACUUUAUGGUGUUUAGCCAUAAAAUUUCCAAAUACAACUUGAAGUUGUAUUUGGAAUUUGGAAAACAACCAAAACCUUGUUUUUCACUUUUUCCAUUUUCUGUUUUGGACCUUUAACUUUGUUUUUCUGUUUUUAAUUUUUACCCCAAAAGUUUGUAUGUUGCUCAAUUUUUACCCUAAAAGUUCAUACAACUUUUUUCACUAGUUAGAGGCAACUUAUGUUGCUCAGUUGCUCUCCAGUCCGACAAACAUUGAACAUCAUGAACUAAAAAGCCUUUAAAAGAAAAGAAGCAGGUGGAAAUUUUGCAACAAAGCUAUAUUUAGAGAUGCUAUAUUUUCUGUGUAUACUAUAUAUUUUCUGUGUACACUAGUAAGCUUCCCAGUUGCAUCCUUUUGAUGGAAAGAAACCAUCAGUCUUGAGUACUUCAUAAGCUAAUAUCGAGUAUAGUUGCUAUAUUUCUCGCACUGGUUAUGUUUAUUAAUUGCUUUGGGUGGUUUUGCUAGUUUUUAGAAAUUGGGGGAUACAAAUCAUAUUUCAUGUUUUUAGAAAAAGUACAUUUCAACAACCAAAUAUUAUUUGCAAAAACUAUGGCCAAACACAACUCCAACUCCAACUUCAAAAAUUCCAUUUUGGUUUCUAAGGCCAAACGCCGUGUUGAGUAAGAUAUCUUCGAUCUUUUAUUAGAAGAAUUA